Auxenochlorella protothecoides is the source of this 1002-nucleotide messenger RNA. RefSeq lists its product as hypothetical. Bases 1 to 1002 code for a protein of 333 amino acids. The transcript has 5 exons. Lineage: Eukaryota; Viridiplantae; Chlorophyta; Trebouxiophyceae; Chlorellales; Chlorellaceae. The record is from RefSeq and is a predicted model, not a curated record.
AUGGCGCGAUGUUCCCUCUUCUCCACCCCGGCACCCUUCUUCGCCGAGCCCCCCAUCUCGGGGAAGGGCAGCGCCGCCAGUGGGCCCCUGCUCAAGCUGCGCCUGACCAGCUGCAGCAAUGGGGACAUCCUCUCCAUCACCGUCUCCCACCUGGUGGCAGGCGCGUACCCGCGGCUCACGCCGGCGCAGUGGGCGUCCCUGCCCGGCGCCUUCUGGCGCUUUGUUGCCGCGGAGCAGGGCGUGCACACGAUCCACCUGCCCCGCGAGGCGGUGGAGCGCAUCAGGGAGGUGGCGGGCGGCGGCCCGAUCCCCGGCCCGCCCGUCUCCAGCCUCGACGCGGUGCAGGCCUUCCUGGCGGUGCUGGUGAACUCGCUGGGGGGUAAGCCGCUGGUGGCCCGGGCCCCGGCCCUGCUCACCGUGAAUGUGGAGCUCUUGCACGCCCGUCUGGGGCUGGCGCCUAGGGUGGCCCACCAGCUGGAACGAGCCAUGGGAAAUACGAUCCAGAUCCUGCAAGUGCCGGGGCUGACGCCCGAGGACGCCAGGAGCGGCCUGGCUAUGCCGACGGGGGCCAGCGAAGUCUCGACUCUGGAGGCGGCCGUCCAGAUCAAUGCCCGCCUCAUCCGCCGUCGGCUCAUCGCGGUUCGAGCAGACGUGACCGGGACGCUGCAGGCGCUGCACGAGCAGGAGGAGAUGGCAUCCCUGCCCAGACCCCUGCUGGCAGCCAACUUCAUCGCCAAGGGAGACUCCCUGAAGACCUGCGCCACCUCCGCCGUCACUGCAUACCCAUUCCACGAGAUCGACUUCGGGGCAGGGAAGCUCAAAUACAUGCAUGGAUUCACCAACCCUUGGUUCGAGCGCUUCGCCUACAUCAAGCCAGCCCUGGGAUUUGGAACAGGGCUGCUCAUCCAACUGGCCAUCCCAGCAGCCCAUGCGUCCACAAUCGCAUUGCAUCCCCUCUGGUCCCUGAUGGCGCCCAAUGCCAAGGUGUACUCUCCAGCCUGA